AUGGGAAAUUAAACGCCAUAUUGGAUGUUCACAUCUUAGCGUGUGACAAGUAUACGUAGUCGAAUUUGUCAUUACUUUAUUGUAUAUACAGAUGAGUUCUUCGGAAAAUAAGCGUUCUAAAAGACGCAAGAAUAAAAAGGGAGGUCGUAGUUCUUUCCAGACGACUUUACAAAACAAAGGAAUAGAAAAUGGGGUGGAGAUUUCCGCUACUGCGAGUAGUAAAUCUCAUCCCCAACUGAAUAAUACUAAUAGUAUUAUUACUAACAGGACUGUGCCUCUUGAAACUGAUUUAGAAAAUCUACAUAAUGGCUCUAUGAAAGGAAUAACAAGUGAAGAUUGUAGGAUCAUGGAACAGCAAGUGGACAUGGGACUUGUUGCUGACCUUGAUAGUUUGGAACAAGCUAAUCCCUACCUUGGUGGAGAACGUUGUCUGUUAUGUCGAUGUGAAAGAUCUGGAAGAAGAGAUGGUGAUGGUGCAGCUGAGAAUGAAGGUAUUAUUAAUCUAAUUCGAGAUUCUACUGACUGGAGAAGAGAAGAUGUCAAGAUUCCUACAUCUAUAGCUCAGCUUCCUCUGUGGGUUUGUUCAGACUGCAAGACGCGUGUUGAAGAGGAACAGAGGACAUUUGAACCUCCUGUAAUGGACUAUAUCCCUAAAAGUAGAGAUUCUCCAACAUUUUAUGAUGAAGAUGUGCAAGAAGUGAACUUUUCUGGUGAAGAUGACUUAUCUUCUGUUUGUCAGUGUGAAACCUGUAAUGAAAGAAGAGCCAUUGAAACCCAACAAGUACAAGAACAACAAGAACUUAGGAAUUGUUGGUUGGAAUUGAAGCAGGCUGUGCAUCACAUUUAUAGAGAUGCAGGGCUUUCUCCUGGUGAAGCUCUAGCUGAGCAGCAGCUACUUCCUCCUAGGGGAGAGCAACCACCUAAUGUAGAAUUCCUGAGAAAGUUGGUCCAUAGGCUGUGUAGUCAUGACCCUCAUAGACUUUAUCAGUGUUUGGUGGCCCAAGUGCAUCUUUUUAUUGUUGAAAUGAGAUUGAGGCUGUUGCGCCAACUGGUUUCUGGAAAUGCAGCUGCACAACGAGAGAAAAGUUUUGCUCGAGCCUUACUGGAAGAAUAUGCAAAACUAUGCACAGCUUCCAAGCAGCUUUCACCAAUACUGUCUGAUCUGGCCAAGCACAUGAAACGUUUUAACCUCACAUGGGAACUUGUAAACAGACAUCUUUUCCAGAGUUUGGUUUAUUCUGAUGCUGUUAUUCACAAUGGGCUUCCUGAUAUAUCUAAUCAAAGGCUUGGUGGAGCGUUACGAGAUAAGUGUCAGCAUGAGAGCAUUGCGCUGCUGCAGACAUUUGAUCAAGAGAUGACAGUACUAGCAGUGAAGUGGCAAGAAGCACAACAAUUGCUCUACGAGUUUACUCAGGAACAUAUGGCAUCAUUAGCCAAACAAAGAGUGUUACAGAAAGAUUGGGAAGUCUUUUCUUCUCAUUGGAAAAGUAUUGAUGACCAGGCUUUAAGUAAAACAACUCCUUUUGUCCAAACGUGCCCGUGUGAUGAAUGUAUGAAUUCUAAACAACUUUCAACAUCCCACUUUGUUCCCAGUCUCUUGACUCCAGAGGAGUUGGCUCAUAUGGCAGAGCAAGCAGAUGGAGAUUCAUCCUAUAGACAACCUAACUCCUUUAGCAAUCAUUACAGUAAAGGUAGCGAAAAAAAUGCUAUCACAUCAGUUCAAUCUCCUUUGGCAAAUUCACAUGCCAGACAAUAUACAACCCCUUCUCACUCCCAGCUGAGACACCCUUCACAGAAAGAAUCAAGUCAACUCGUAUCCUCGUCAAAACAGACCUUAGAAGUUCAGAGGGUGGUGAUAGGUGCUCCAACAGAAUCAAAUGAGACAUCUGUUUGUUCCCAGAGUCCUGUUUCCAUUUCCAAAUCAGACAGCAACCGACCAUCUAGAGCUUUAAAACAUCAUCACUGUCAACUCUGUCUCAAGCAGAACAGUCACCGUACAGAUCAAACCACUCAUGUACAGUGUGAUUUAUCUCAGCCUUGUCAUGUUUGCUGUCAAAACUACCAGUCAAAUUAUGCUACUAGUACAUACAGUCAUUCUGUCAGUAAUUCCAACUUCAAUGUAUCUAUUACAGCUCCAAGUUCUCCUCUCAGACACUCCUUUGUAUCUACAUCUCAGCUGAAUGACACAUCAGAAUUCGCUCAGCAUUGGAAUUUCAGGGGUUUAACAAUAGAAGAGAAAGGACAGGAAACGAAACUUGAAACCCUAAGUACAAAUGGUACCACUGAACCAAGACCCUGUGAGUGUCAUGCCUGUACUCAGCUAAAAGAUCAGGGUCAUUUUUCAGUUGGUCCUUUUUCAAAAACAUUUCCGCUACUCCCAAGUGUGUUUCCUCCUCUGCCCCAUCUUGGAGAAGUUGGUAGGACUGGUCCAGCUAAACCUCAUAUCCAUCCACACCUGUACAACCUCCAUGCAGGAAAAUCUUCCACUGUUGGUGUACAGACUACUAAGUCCACUCAGCAUUUAGCUUGGCCAUUGAAUCUUGAUGCAGAAGCUCAGGAAAUGCUUCAGCGACAGAUUUGUUUGGCAACUCUUGGUGACUGGGACUCUUAUGAAAAUGAACCGCGAGCACUGACACAUCAGAAAUAUGGUAGUUGCUUGGGCAGUGACAUGUAUUUCAAUCCUCAUAGUUCCUUUCCAUCCAUGGUGUCCAGCAGUGUUGUUUUGGACACAGGGAAAAUUAGAAAUGCUGAUGUGAUAGGCCACUGUGAUGACUCUGUAAGAGAAGGAGACUACCAUUACAGUUUUUCUGUGCAACAGUCAUCAGUAUCUGCUCCAUCAGGAACUGCACACAGGAGUCCAAGUCUUCAAAGGUCUCCAGGCUCAAAGCGACACCACUCAAACAGUGAAACUGCAUGUUCGGUGUAUACCCAUGAACACAUGGGAGAUUGCUGUUUGUCAGGGAAGAUGUCUUCAAGUCUUCGGAAUGUGCCAUCUAAGUCUAAUUCUAUUUUGAGUAAAGAUCAGCAAGUUUCUUCUACAACAAAUGGAAUUGACAGCAGCACCAAUAAACAUAUGGUGAAUGGUGAAAAUAGAGGAAGUCAUUGUGGAGAAGCAGAUUGUGAGUCUCAUACGCCAGAUGGUGAAGAUAGUGUGGAUGACUCGUGUUCUGAACAGAGCUCCUCCACUUCCAUAUCCAACCACAGAGAAAGUCGUGUUUGUGAUUGUUGUUACUGUGAGGUCUUUGGCCAUGGAAUGGCUGCAAUGGCCCCUGUUAGUAGAAAUUAUCCUGAAAUGAGAGAACGAUUGAGGUUAAAGCUAAGCAAGAGAAAGGCUGAAAAUGGGGUUUCCAAUAAGAAGGACCACCCAGAACCUUCAGAAUCUCCUCUUGGUUACCGCCCACUAGAUGAAGUGCUGAAUUACAUUAAUGGCACUGAUAACAAAGACAGUGCCAAACAUUCAAACUCAAAAUCAGCAAAGAAGCAUCGGAAGAAAAUAAGAAAGGCAGAAGAAAGGGCCCAAAGAAAAGACCAUGAUAAAAAAGGAGAACAACUUUCAUCACAGAAUGUGGAAAAUGAUAAGUAUGAGCAAUUUUCAACAGGUCCCUGCCCUGGACUAAAAGAGGAGCUGAUAUAUGAAAAACAUAUUGAAGUGCCACCUUGUGACCAGUUUGUUCAUCAAAAAUCUGAAGCUCAAGCAAAGAUUCAGCAAUCAAGAAAAGAAAUGUAUGGGAAAGUAAAGCCAACACCUAAUGGAAAUGGUUAUCAAGAAAUGGAGAGGAAGGAAGCAGUUCAACAUUCUCAAUCAGAAGAAAAACAGAAAAAACAAGAUUUAGAGGCUAGUCAGCCAGUGUAUCAGCAGGUUAUUUUAAAUGGCUAUGUAACAGCCCUCACGCAAGACAAAGAAAAUAAUGCACCUGUAAAGAAGAUAGAGGUCUCUCUGCCAAUGACCAGUAACAGUAUAAGCCCUCCAGUGCUUGAUUCAAAGGUUUUAAAUCAAGCAGGUGUAUGGGCCACUUACUGUAAAAACAACAGGAUGAGUAAAGAAGAAGAUAGUUCCAUGAAAAAAGCAGAGGGGUCAAACAAAAAUGGUGAUAUACAACAGUUGAGUAAACUUUCUGUUAGAGGAAAGAAAAAUAAGAAGAAGAAAAAUUGUACAGAUGACAUAACAUGUCCAGAUGAAGUUUUCCUACCUAACUAUAAUGGACUAGAAAAUGGAGAAUUAGAUGAACUAGAAAGGGAACUUGAAGAUUUUAAAAGGUUUUGUAUGAAUUCUGUACCACCUGCACACAGAGAGAAGGUACAUGUAAAUCUGAAAGAUAUUGUUGUGAAGACAAGAAGACCAAAUUAUGGAAUCAGCACUUUAGCUGGUGGUCCUUAGCAGAUUGUGUUCCUGUCCUACAAGCUGCUUGAGCUGGAAAGAUGAAAGCAGCAGAAAACUUAAGUUAACCCCCAUCUAUAAGCAACCUUGAUGCGGAAUAAAGGAAGUUUUCAUUCUUCUUGCUGAUGUCCAGUGAACUUUGACCUUAACUUUUUUUUCUUUGAGGGCAACAGCUUUGAUGUUUUAUUGGGACAUUAAUUAACCUCUGUUAAAUAACUUGUUGAGAGUAAAAUAUGAAUUGCAGAGAAAUAUAAUGAUGCAUAUACAAAAAUCCAGUUUGUUAUACAGUCUUUUACCACCUUCUUUUGUUAGAUUAUAAGAUAUUGGUGCGCCUAUUAAAUAAAUUAAAAAAAGUUCAAGA
Molecule: messenger RNA, 4739 nt
Organism: Limulus polyphemus (Atlantic horseshoe crab)
Lineage: Eukaryota; Metazoa; Arthropoda; Merostomata; Xiphosura; Limulidae
Product: protein FAM193A-like
Exons: 22
Coding region: 92-4378 (1428 amino acids)
Source: RefSeq, a predicted model, not a curated record